GGGGGGGGGGGUUGUUCACGCCCUUUGCUAAUAUGGGGUUCGUUUGUUCAUGCUGUUUUUGGUUGGUUUUGGGCCGUUGUCAAUUCUCGCAUCUUAUGCACUACUACAAAAUUGGCUUGAUUUUCUUCUUCCUUUCCUCUCCAAGGUUUUCUGGUAAUUUUUGUUUGAUUUAGAGACCUGCUUCCCCCGUGGUUUCUUUGAUGCAACUUUCUUUCCAGAUAGUCCGCAACAGAUUUUUUUUUUCUCCAGAGGAACACUCUCGCUUUCAUGGUUAAAUUUGCCAACUUAUUGAGCUAUUUUCAUAUGUUUUCCCUAAAGAUCCAACCUUUCUCGUCGCACAAUCAAUUUCCCCCAAAAAGAAGUUCAUUACUUGCCACAUUACUGCCUCAAUAUCUGGCUGAAUUAUAGGUUAUCUGGGGUACAGGGGUACAGCUUGAACCGAAUCUUCACGAAAAAGAAAAUACUAUAAAUAAACGCGAGAAUGCAUUUCCUUUUCGUGUAAUAUAGAAAAAAAAACUACACUUUUUCAUAUUUUCUUCCCGGCAUGUUUGUAGCCUCGCAUUUUUUUUCUUCCCCUUCUUCCAAUUCGCAAUUUCGCAUACAAUGACGUAAAGAAAAGAAAAGGAAAACAACCUGUUUUUCCUUGCCCCUUCGAUGCAAUCUGCGGUGCUGAGAAGAAAAAGAAAAGCUCUCUGUACCUGCCCUGUUUAGUUUCUUUGCGGUUUUGAUUUUGCACACGCAAUUGCUUUUCAUCCCGUUUGCUUGCUCCAUGCAGUCACUUCAACUCCGACUUGUCCUGUUUGGAGAGAAGGACCAGUGGACAACUUAGCGGGCUCAGAUUCUCGUGACUUGGGUUUCAGGAGGCCGCGUGAGUCUGCUGUGAGUGAUGGGGCACUGCUAUUUGAGGCAGCCGCUCUCAAGGGCUGAGGCAGUGCCCGAGCGAAGGUCCAGGCUCUGGCAGAUGGAUGCGCCGCCGACGCCCCGUGUGGAGGUCAUCUGCCCCCAGCCUCGCCGCCCCACCCGGCUUCCAUUCGCUGUGGAAACCGUGAACAGAGCCAGCCCCAGGCUGAACGGUGCAUUCCCGGUGUACAGAUCAGACUACACUUCUGAUAUACUUGAUCUUAUCCUCAGCAAGAAUGACCCUGACAGCGAUAUCGAUUCGAGUAGUCAGGUGGGCUUUUUAUGUGGAUCGCCUCCUGUACGUGUUAACAACCCAAUUAUCCAUGAUCCGCAGUUUGGUAAUAGGGCGCCAUCCUUUUCUCCUUUAGGGAGCCCCCACAGCAAAAAGCCGGCAGGAAGAGUUGAACUGGGCUCUCCAUCUUGCGGUGCUAGCAGCCCAAAAGUAAGGAUCGAAGGUUUCGCUUGUGGAAACUCGGAGCCCCACUUUGCAGUUACCUUUUCAUGAGCAAUUCAUCAUUCGUCGUUCCUGAUUUUAUUUUCGGACUGCCCUUGACUCAUGAAUUGUCGCGGUGCAGGAUAUAAGUAGUUCCGUUAAGCUAGCCUGAUUAGAGUCGCCUUUUGCCCUUCUGAUUGUGGCAUUUGAAACUGCACAAUCGCAGUGAGCUGUAAUAUGUACAUAAAUGAGGUCUGCAUAUGUAACUACAUGUAGCUGGAGUUUCGGUGUUUCAUGAACGAUGAGCCUGUAGCCUGUAAAUAGAGUUGUUUUUGCUUUUCAAAGUAAGAUGUAACAUGAAUUCUCCUGUUUUUUUAUGAAUGUGUCUUGUUUUGUGUCA
Phragmites australis (common reed) is the source of this 1733-nucleotide messenger RNA. RefSeq lists its product as uncharacterized. The record is from RefSeq and is a predicted model, not a curated record. Lineage: Eukaryota; Viridiplantae; Streptophyta; Magnoliopsida; Poales; Poaceae. The coding region runs from base 887 to 1405 and encodes 172 amino acids. The transcript is spliced from 3 exons.